Molecule: messenger RNA, 3536 nt
Organism: Gavia stellata (red-throated loon)
Lineage: Eukaryota; Metazoa; Chordata; Aves; Gaviiformes; Gaviidae
Gene: CHAMP1
Product: chromosome alignment maintaining phosphoprotein 1
Exons: 2
Coding region: 1-2784 (927 amino acids)
Biological process (GO): attachment of mitotic spindle microtubules to kinetochore
Source: RefSeq, a predicted model, not a curated record
AUGGACAUGUUGCAGAUACUACGUAAAACCACAGAGCGCUUAGAGUGUGAUCACUGCAGCUUCAGAGGAACGGACUAUGAAAACAUACAAAUUCAUAUGGGUACCAUACACCCAGAGUAUUGUGAUGAAAUGGAUGCUGCUGGUUUGGGUAAACUUAUAUUUUAUCAAAAAAGUGCAAAACUGUUUCACUGCCACAAAUGUUUCUUUACCAGCAAGAUGUAUUGCAAUGUAUAUUAUCACAUCACAGCACAACAUGCAGCACCUGAGAAGUGGAAUGAGGAGCGGAAAGAACAGGUAGAAGGAGAUUCCGAUUCCUCCAAAAAAAGUGUCACAUUGGAGCCACAGAAACCUGCCCUUUGCUCUGAGUUGCGCAAACCUGCCCUGUCUCCUGAACUACCCAAAUCUGAACCUGUUGUUUCCCCCAAGCUUCAGAAGUCAUCAGUGUCCCCAGAGCUUCAGAAGUCAUCUCAGGCAGCUUCCUCAGAGCCAGAGAAGUCAGCCCAGGCCACGUCCCCAGAUCCAGAAAAGUCAGCCCAGGCCAUAUCUCCAGAUCCAGAGAAGUUAGCCUCAGCUGUAUCCCCAGACUCAGAGAAGCCGUCUCCUGCUGUGUCCCCUGACCCACAGAAGCCUUCUCCUGCUGUGUCCCCCGACCCACAGAAGCCAUCUCCUGCUGUGUCCCCUGACCCGCAGAAGCCAGCCCCGGCCGUGUCUCCAGAGCCCCGUCGGCAUUCCCCGGCCAUGUCUCCAGAGCCCCGUCGGCAUUCCCCAGCAAUGUCUCCAGAGCCCCGUCGGCAUUCCCCUGCUGUAUCACCAGAGCCCCGUCGCCAUUCUCCUGCUGUGUCUCCGGAGCCCCGUAGAUACUCCCCUGCUGUGUCGCCAGAGCCAAAGAAACCUACUCCAGCAGUAUCCCCUGAACCGCGAAGGCCUGCUCCUGCAGUUUCACCAGAGUCAUGGAGACCUGGUCCGACUGUUUCCCCUGAGCCCUGGAGAUCUACACCUCACGAGGUGCAGAAGUCUUCCACGGUUUCUCCCUGGGCUCCAAAGGCUGCCAUGUCGGUGUCUGUAGAAUCCCGCAGGUCUGCCCCUGAGUCCCGAAGGCCUGGCUCUGUUGUGUCGCCAGAGCCUAGGAGGCUUGUUUCUGACUCGUGGAAGUCUACGUCCUUUUCUGAAUCCCAGAAGUCUACUCUUGUUUCUUCUGAGCCGUGGAAACCCAUCUCAUCUGUUUACCCUGAAGGCUGGAAACCUGUUCUGUCCCCUGACACGUGGAAACAUUCUCCUCCUGUUUCUCCUGAGCUUCGAAAGUCUAGUCACACAGUUUCCUCUGACUCUUGGAAGCCUUCUUUCUUUCCUGAGGUCCGUAAGCCUGGUGCUUCAGUAUCUCCUGAAUCUUGGAAACUCUCUGAGUCCCGGAAAUCUAUGUAUUUUUCUGAAACUCAGAAAUCCACCUCUGCUGCUUCCUCUGAGGUUCAGAAACGGGCUCAUUUCCCUGAACCUCGGAAAAGAGCUCUGUUCCCAGAGUCUCGUAAAUCUAAUCCUACUGUUUCUACUGAUGUCCAGAAACGUGGUGUCUUUUCUGAGCCCCAGAAUCAGUUGUCUACUUCUACUGUUUCUACUGAAGGCCAAAAACAUGCCCUAUGUUCUGAAGCCCAGAAAUCAGCUCUUGUUUCUUCUGAAGUCCAGAAGCAUGCCCUAUUUUCUGAAGCCCAGAAACUUGCUCCUGUUUCCUCUGAAGUUCAAGAGCCUACUUCCUUUCCAGAGUCUCAGAAAUCUGCUUCUCCUGAAAUUCAGAAACAUGGCCUCUUUACUGAGUCCCAGAAACCUCCUCCUUCUGUUUCUCCUGAGACCCCCAAACAAGCUCUUUUUACUGACUCCCAGAAAUCUGCUGUUUCCCCUGAUGUUCAAAAGCAUGCUGUAUUUUCUGAGAUGCAGAAACCUGCUGCUGCUUUAUCCUCUGAUGUCCAGAGACAUGCUGAAACUACUGUACCUUCUGAAAUCCAGAAGAAUAUCCUGUUUUCCGAGCCUCACAAGUCUGCUCCGGGUUUUUCCUCCGAGCCCCAGACACCUAGUGAGUCUGGUGAGAGUGACUUUCUUUCUCACAAUUUAGAUGAUCAGAAACCACUGGAUGAUUUAUUCUCACAGGAUGAGCAAUCAAUAUUAGCCAAAGAAUCACCAGAAGACAUGUUAUAUUCAUGCCCAAAAAAGAAGCCCAAGAAGGAAAACCAGGAGAACUCAGAUUCUGAACUAAAUAGCAGUGAGUGUGGAAAAACAGAGAUGGACUCGAUGGAGAUAAAGGAGCAAGAAUCCAACAGUGACCAAGAGCAAUAUGAUAUGGAGUCAUCUGAUUACGGCAAAGAGAGCAAAAUAGAUGCAACUACUCCCAUGCAGCCACAGUGUGUGCUGCAGUUUACGGAAGAGAAAGAGGCUUUCAUCUCCGAGGAAGAAAUAGCAAAAUAUAUGAAGCGUGGCAAGGGAAAGUAUUAUUGCAAAAUUUGUUGCUGUCGUGCAAUGAAAAAAGGUGCUGUCUUGCACCAUUUAGUUAACAAGCAUAAUGUUCAAAGCCCAUACAAAUGUAAAAUAUGUGGCAAAGCUUUUCUCUUGGAGUCUCUUCUUAAAAACCACGUUGCUGCUCAUGGUCAAAGUUUGUUGAAGUGUCCACGUUGUAAUUUUGAAUCAAAUUUUCCCCGAGGCUUUAAGAAACAUUUAACCCAUUGCCAAAGCCGCCAUAGUGAUGAUACACCUAAAAAACACUUGGACAGCCUUGAACCACUUGAAGAACAAAUUUAAUCUGUUUUUUUUCUUGUGCUUGAAAAGCUGAAUUUACAGAAGUGUUCAAAAGUGUUGCUGUAUGUUAACCAAGUAGUUUAGCUGAUCUGACAAGUCAGAAGAUGCAUGGUUUAUUGUACUAUGUUUAACUUGUCUUAUAGCUGUAUUACUGAAACGAUUUACUUUCAAAAGUAAUUUUAAAUACGUGUUCCUGUCUUUGUAUUACCCAUCAGUAGAGUCAUAUUUUAUUUUUCAGAUGUACUAUGUUUUUGAAACCAAAAUGGAUACAAAUUAGUUUUGUAAAGAUUUGUAAACAUACAGGCAAUUAAGGACUGGAGUGGCAAGCGAUCCAUAUAUUCUGUGAAGACUGAACUUGUUUUUUCACACUUGUUAAAUGUCGUAUUUUUCAAAAUGUUUUUAUGAAAUUCUCAAAAUUAAAAUUCUCACCAAAUUGAAUGUGAAUGAGCCAGGCAUGAGAAACUACCAAUCCUUCUGGAAUAAUUGUGCCCUGAGGUUGUAAUUGAGUGUAUAGUCAUUUGUUGGAAAUGUAUUGCACUCAAUUCUCUGACUUACUUGUCUCAGAUUUAGAAGCAUCAAGGUACUUAUUUUGUGAUUCUGUAUUUUGGCCAUGUUUUAAGCAUGUACUAAUAUACAUUAAAUUGAUGGAUUAAUGUCAGACUAUGUAUAGCUCAACACUUUCUCUUGAUGAUUCACAUGUUUGUAAUGUCAGAAACCCCCUAAAUUUCUUGUAUUUGGUGAAAUGUUAUGCUUUA